AUGACUGUGGACGAGUCCAGCAGUGAUGAGUACGACCCAUCGCAAGAUCUCGCAGACCCGACUGGGACGCAAGAAGAACUCCCUUAUCGGUUCGAAGCUCAACAUGCUAUGGAUGCCGUGUCAGCCCUGCAUAACGCAGGUGUCUGCAUCCGGUGUCAAGCACUCGAAACGGAGAUCGAGUCUAAGGAUGUCAAGAUCCUGUCGCAAGAAGCGGAAAUCUGCGCCCUCGACAUGCAGGUUGCAGAGCGCGACGCCGAGAUCACUCGCUUGCAGGAAAGGCUACGCAAACUCGAACCACGCAGCUGCACACCCGAGCCAUCCCGGAUACCCGGCAAGAUCUCUGUGAGCCUGUCGUACACUGGAGACGUCUCGUACACGUAUUCGGGACCAUUGCCGGCUGUGCUUGAUCACACAACAGAGCCAGCCGACGCUACUACCCCAGCCAACAAGAGUGACGGGGCUCCAUGGUCUCCUAUCUCUGCGGAGUUCGACUUCAAGAGGGGCGGGUGGUCGCAAGCUGAAGGAGAAGAGCGCGAGCGCGAAUCACGCGAACGUAAACGUAAACGAAGGAAGCUGGUGCUGGAAAAUGGCUCGUCAGAGAAGAACAAUAAUGAUCUGGAGCUAACGUCUACGCACUCGCACUCAGAGGACCGUGUUGAGGAUGUUGGGUCACAGUAUCGCCAGGAUCCGGCUGAGCGUGCUCUCCAAGCCCAUUAUGACGAAUAUUGGUUGGCUAAGGACAAGGGGCCGGAGUGA
Peniophora sp. CBMAI 1063 is the source of this 756-nucleotide messenger RNA. The record is from the annotation of a GenBank genome assembly. NCBI's taxonomy places the organism in Eukaryota, Fungi, Basidiomycota, Agaricomycetes, Russulales, Peniophoraceae.